UUUGAGGCGAGAAAUAUAUCCGUAUAUAUUACUUCUGUGAAAGGUUUCUCUUACUGUGAAUCCUACACACUGGACCUUUAUUAGGCGAAGGCAACAGCAGUCUGUUGGGCUAAGUGCAUGUACACACUAUACUCCUUUUUUACAUGAAAACUUGGGAAGUGACUGAUAAAGUGUGCUGUGACUGGACCACUCCUUCCCUGCAUUGAGACACUCCUUCAUAUGACCUGUUCCACAGUCUUUGUUUGAGGCAGCUGUAAAACCUGCACCUUGAUUUGUUUACCACUUGCCUUCAAGAGGAGUGGAGACGAGCUCUGUCACUCAACUCCACUCAAACCCUGCAUUAGCCACACUUUACUCUGAGAGGACAGGAGGAAGGAUUUCAAAUCAAAAUGGUCAGUUAAAAGAAAGAACAACAAACACAAUAAGUGUUACAACUUGGAAACUGCAGGUAGGCAGGGCUUCAAAGUGGAGACGUCAACCACUUUCUUGGGUGCAGUGUAGUCAUGUAUAGUUGGAAGCGUUCGUUCCAUCUUUACUCGAACAAAGAGAAGCAGAAGAAGAGGACUGUGGUAUCAUCUUCUACAGAUGAUGAGGAAUUACGUCAACUCCUGCAGCUAUACAAAAGCAACAAGAUUCGAACGACAAAGUAUUCUCUCCUUUCGUUUUUGCCUAAGAAUAUGUUUGAGCAGCUCCAUCGCUUUGCCAAUAUCUACUUCAUCUUCCUUGCUGCUCUCAACUUUGUUCCUGUGGUGGAGGCCUUCCAGCCUGAGGUUGCUCUUGUCCCUAUCGUACUGGUACUGACAGUGACAGCUGUGAAGGAUAUGUGGGAAGACUACAGCAGGUUUAAGUCGGAUCGUUUCAUAAACGGGCUUCUGUGCCAUGUUUACAGCAGCAAGCAGAAAGAGUAUGUUGAGCAAUGCUGGAAGGAUGUGCGAGUGGGAGACUUCAUCUGUCUGUCGUGUAAUGAAAUCAUUCCUGCUGACAUGCUGCUGCUCUAUUCUUCUGACCCCCGUGGGGUUUGUUACAUUGAGACUGCCAACCUGGACGGAGAGACCAACCUGAAACAAAGACAGGUCAUUCCAGGGCUUCCUCUGCAGGGAGGAGAAUUCACCCCCGAAAACUUCCACAGUCGUAUUGAGUGCGAGAAUCCGAACAAUAACUUUAGCAGGUUCAGAGGCUACAUGGAGCAUUCCAGUGGGGUUCGUGUUGGCCUGCACAACAACAACCUCUUGUUAAGGAGCUGCACUAUCCGCAACACUGAGACUGUGAUAGGCAUCGUAAUCUAUGCCGGCCACGAGACUAAAGCCAUGAUGAAUAACAGUGGGCCGAGGUACAAGUGCAGCCAUCUGGAGAAGCGUCUGAACACAGACGUUCUGUGGUGUGUGGCCCUGCUCAUCAUUAUGUGUCUGACUGCUGCUGUAGGUCACGCGCUUUGGCUGAAGAACAUAAAAGACCCUGUGUUUGUGAUUGAUGUGGAGACACCUCCUGCCUUGGCUGGAUUCUAUAUCUUUUGGACCAUGAUCAUUGUGUUGCAGGUGCUCAUUCCCAUAUCUCUGUACGUCUCCAUUGAAAUCGUGAAACUGGGUCAGAUCUAUUUCAUCCACAAUGACAUAGACUUGUACAAUGAGCUGCUGGACUCCAGGAUUCAGUGUCGAGCCCUCAACAUCACGGAGGACCUGGGUCAGAUCCAGUAUCUGUUCUCUGAUAAGACAGGAACUCUGACAGAAAACAAUAUGGUGUUCCGCCGCUGCAGUAUCUUUGGGGUUGAAUAUCCUCAUGAGGAAAAUGCACGGAGGCUGGAGGUGUGUGCGGUGGAGAACAAGGCUGCUGGUCACACAAUGACUCUGAGGUCAGGCUGCAGUAGAAAAUCUCUGAGCUGUCGCUCCCUCAGCUGCAACCGCAGCUCUGUGUCUCUGCACACCCUUACUGCUGAGUCGGAAGGAGAGGAGGACCCACUGUCCAAUCACAUUCAGGCCACAACCAGAACCAGUGCCUUCUACAGCCACAUGGAGAAGGAGGUUGUGCCAGACCCUGAGCUUGUGAAGAAGCUGAACUGGUUUUGCUCUCCCGUGCUACCUCUGAAAGAGGGCUCCUCUGGAACCUCAUCCAGCCUUGAGCUCACCUACAUCACUGACUUCUUCCUGGCACUGACCAUCUGUAACAGUGUGGUGGUCUCCUCGUCCAGUCAGCCACGGCAUGUGGUACCUGAAGCAAGAAUGCCUCUAAAGUCACUGGAGGAAAUCAAGAUGAUGUUCCAGCGCUUCAGCUUCUCUCCGUUCACAGCCUUGUCCACCCUGUCCCCACACCAGGUCAAAGGCAGUCCUCGCAGCUUCACCAGCAGGCUAUUCACUCGAGGGAAGACUGAAUUCCUCACCUCCUCCACACCACCUAACAGUUCUACAAGUGAAACAGAUCCAGGGAAAGAGAGCAACUUGGAAACCUCUAUUCUGAGGGAUAAAGUGGACUUACCUUCACAAGAGAAGGGAGGAAAUUCUGGACCUGUGGAGGAUGAUAUCAAGGAUGCAAAGACCACAGACAUUUGUUGUGGGGCUGGACCGGAUUUGGAAACAGACUAUGAUAGUGAUGCUGAUGAUGACCUGCUGUAUGAAGCAGAGAGUCCAGACGAGGCAGCUCUGGUGCAUGCAGCACGGGCGUACCGCUGCACUCUGAGGGGACGCUCUGCAGAAAGCCUGCUGGUGGAUCUGCCUGGAAUUGGCUCUCUGUCUGUACAGCUGCUUCAUAUCCUGCCCUUUGAUUCCAACAGGAGGAGGAUGUCAGUGGUAGUCCGACACCCACUCACAGGACAGGUGGUAGUUUACACCAAGGGAGCCGACUCUGUCAUCAUGGAUUUGGCUGAGACACCUAAAGGUGAUGACCAAGCACAAGAGAUCGACUGUCACAUCAAAGAACAAACCCAAAAACAUCUAGACAGCUAUGCCAGAGAGGGCCUCCGCACACUCUGCAUUGCUAAGAAGGUUUUGGAGGAGGAGGAGUACGAAGUGUGGCUGAGGAGACAUGUGCUGGCAGAAAGCAGUAUUGACCACAGAGAGGAGCUGCUGCUCGAGUCAGCUGAGAGACUGGAGACAAACCUUACCUUGCUGGGUACCACAGGCAUUGUGGACAGAUUGCAAGAGGAAGUCCCAGAGACCAUUGAAGCUCUUCAGAGGGCUGGGAUCAAAGUCUGGAUCCUCACUGGAGACAAACAAGAGACAGCCAUUAACAUUGCUUAUGCCUGCAAACUCCUAGGACCCUAUGACCAACUGCUGAGAGCCAACUGCGGAAGCAAGGAAGCUUGUUCAGCUUUUCUUGACGAGCUCAAACUAGAAGUGCAGCAUGGUCAAGAGAGUUUGACUGACGGGGUUGAGGCAGAAGAUCAUGAGGAAUCCUCCUCACGCAGCUUUAUUCUGGUUAUUGAUGGCAAGACACUGGACUGGGCUCUUCAGGAAGAACUACAAAGUGACUUUGUGGAGCUGAGCCGCAAAUGCAAGGCAGUCAUCUGUUGCAGGUCCACUCCACUGCAGAAGAGCCAGGUGGUUCGGCUGAUUCGGGACCAGCUUCGCGUCAUGACCCUGGCCGUGGGUGAUGGAGCCAAUGAUGUAAGCAUGAUUCAAAUGGCUGAUGUGGGCAUUGGGAUAUCUGGUCAGGAGGGACUGCAGGCUGUGAUGUCCAGUGACUUUGCUGUCUCCAGAUUUAAACACCUCAGCAAGCUGCUGCUAGUUCACGGUCACUGGUGUUACUUUCGUCUUGCGAACAUGAUCCUCUACUUCAUCUACAAAAAUGUGAUGUAUGUGAAUCUGCUGUUCUGGUAUCAGUUCUUCUGUGGCUUCUCUGGGAGUGUGAUGACCAAUGCCUGGGUGCUGAUCUUCUUCAACCUGCUCUUCACCUCCAUUCCUCCUCUCAUCUAUGGCAUUCUAGACAGAGACUUGCCUGCAGACUCUUUGAUGGCAGUUCCUGAGCUCUACCAGAAUUCACACACCUCCAAGCUCCAUCUUCCCUACAUGUUCUGGAUCACAGUCCUGGAUGCGUUUUACCAAAGCCUUAUCUGCUUUUUUAUACCUUACUUUGCACUGACAGGAUCAGAUGUUGGAGUGCUGUCAUUUGGAUCUCCUAUCAAUGCCUCAGCUCUGCUGAUCGUCUUGCUGCACCAAGUCCUGGAGAGUCACACUCUGACGUGGAUUCAUGUCUUGGUGCUGUUGCUCAGUGGUGGCUCCUACUUUGGCUUUGUGCUGCUCUUCAGUGUCUACUGUGUGACCUGCAGCCCCCCCACCAACCCUGUUGGAGUAGAAACUCUCCAAAUGUCUCAGCCUCUCUUCUUCAUCAUAUGUGCGAUCACAACUGUGACAGCACUGUUACCCAGGAUGUUUUUUCAAGCUUUACACAACACUGUUCUCUGCUCUGCCGCCCUGAAUUCCUCUCACUUGGACAAAGUGGAGUCAGAGAAGUAUCGGCAGAGAAUGCAGCACUGGAACCGGGGCCACUCCAAAGGCAACAGGCUGUCUGUGUGUGUCGACAAUCCUGGUCUGGAGGCCAGUGCGGCCUCAGUUGUGUCUUGACCUCCCUCCACAGUCUACAUACACUCAAUGACCGAGUUAUGUCAAGUCAGGAGACAAUGUUAACAUAAGCAGCCAAGCUGAUGUAGUAGGAGUUACUCUGGAUUGAUAUGCACCUUAAAAGCCACUGUUGCACUGCUAGUGAAAGUGACCAAACAUGGAAUUCAUAGCUUUCAACCACAACACAUUGCCUCGAACAGUUACUAUGGCGAUAGCUGAUACUUGAACAAAGGCAGGGAUUAGUCCAUCCACAUUAAUCUAUGUCUGCCAAGUUAGCACCUGUUUUGGAGCAUUAGAUCACAGAUACUGGAUCUGUGAUCUUGACUUCUUAUGACUCAAUGACGAACUAACAACAACAACACAGACAUGUUUACAGUCUCCUGAGCUGUACACAGAGUGAGGAUGUACAACUAUUUCCGUCUGUGGUGUCCACUGGGGGGAAAAAAAAUAGUAAACGGUACAAUAGGCAAGAUUGUUGAAACCACUGUUGUACCAAUUAGCUGCAAAAGUGUAAAUUAAGUAGGAAAGUAUGUCAUGAGAGUUCCAGGAAUAGGGAUUCCUUGGUUCUGUUUGCACAUAAAAUGUGUGUGUCUGUCUGAGCUCAGGACAGGGAGUUGUGAACCCAAACUGAGGCUGAAAUUAAACAACUUGUUCCAGCAAUCCUGCCUACUGCAGCUUGAUGAAUUAACUGACUUAUCAGAUUUUGUUUAUUUAUGUUCUGAUGUGUGUUACUGUAAUGAUGAUUCUCCAUAUUGAACCCCAUUGAGCCAUCAACAAAGACUGCAGUUUACAUGUGUAAAAUAAAGGACAGAAAAGAAAACCUGAGCUGCUUUUAUAUUGUUAAUAUGUGGUCCUCCAACUAAAUAAAACUUGUUUUUAGCUGUGCUGCAGGUCAAAGUUAAGUGAUGUAAUGACAUGGUCACACAACGGAAAUCCUGCUAAUAUGCAAAAUUUUGUUUGUUGCACUUAAUAAACUUUUGGUGCUUUUCCA
Molecule: messenger RNA, 5541 nt
Organism: Solea senegalensis (Senegalese sole)
Lineage: Eukaryota; Metazoa; Chordata; Actinopteri; Pleuronectiformes; Soleidae
Gene: atp10d
Product: ATPase phospholipid transporting 10D
Exons: 21
Coding region: 504-4553 (1349 amino acids)
Biological process (GO): phospholipid translocation
Cellular component (GO): plasma membrane
Molecular function (GO): magnesium ion binding; ATP binding; ATP hydrolysis activity
Source: RefSeq, a predicted model, not a curated record